This is a messenger RNA of Athalia rosae (coleseed sawfly), 3786 nucleotides long. RefSeq names its product helicase POLQ-like (gene mus301). The coding region runs from base 250 to 3414 and encodes 1054 amino acids. NCBI's taxonomy places the organism in Eukaryota, Metazoa, Arthropoda, Insecta, Hymenoptera, Athaliidae. Gene Ontology annotation, molecular function: ATP binding; nucleic acid binding. The transcript has 14 exons. The record is from RefSeq and is a predicted model, not a curated record.
UCGACGCGCAGUGUGUGAGGAGUGAGGAGUUAGCCAGGUGUGAUAAUAAUUGAGCAGAAGCGACAUUCUUGUAAACAAUCAUUUUACCAUUGGAUUUCACUUUAAUAUAACAGCCACAAUAUCAAUAACAUUCCUAUCACACCACGUGAACUGAAGUUCUUCAACUUAAGUGCUUUAUAAUUUAACCGGAUCGCCAGUUGAAGUUUGAUUUUGGAACAACUACCUCAAGAAAAAAUUAAUUGCUUAGAAAUGGCUGUGAGAUCCAAUUCAGGUUCUUCUCUGACACAUAAAAUGAAUAGAAAUAAUAGUCUUACACUUGGUGCCCAAGUUACAUUACAACAUAAUCACUUGGUUGGGGAUUUCUUUGGGGAAUCCUUGCUCUCCAUGGAUGAUUCAGUACUGAAUGGAAUAAAUCUUGAAGAACAAUUUGAACGUCAUCAAAGUGCCCUCAGUAGUGUGAUAAAUGAUGAUGUUGAUUAUCAAAAUAACAACGGUAUCAACAAUGUUGAAACAACGCAAGAACACAAUUACACUAAGACUGUAGAUAAUUAUCGAACAGAAGAUAAAUUUGAUUCCAUAUCAUCAACACUGGUUCGUAAAGCUGUGGAAGCGUAUGAUGAACUUGAGGAUAUUUUUGAAACUACAGAAAUUUCUAUACACCAGAAUCAUCCUCUGAAUCAAACUAUUGCUGACUCAGGGUUGGAGAAAUCAGAGUGGGCUGACGACAGCCUGAUAGUUCGAGCUUUUGAUAACUUGGAAUCAUUCGAUUAUACCAAACAAACUGAAACAAAGAUCCACGAACGAUCUCUGUUAGCUCCUGUGAAUCAUCAGUCCUCAAAUUCACCUAAAGUAAAGAAUCUUAUUGUUAAAGAUAAAAAUAUUUCCUAUACUGCUUCAAAAAAUCGACGACGUACUCUGACUCCCAAUAAAGAAAAUAAUUCACACAAGAUACCAAGAACAGAUUUUACUCACUGUGGACAGUUGCCUGAUCAAAAUUCAUUCUACGGGCUUCCAAAAAAAGUAAAGAACAUAAUAGAGAAGGUUAAAGGGAUUACCGAUCUCUAUGAAUGGCAAGAUGAAUGCUUAAAUCUAGCAGCAAUUCAUGAUCGCAGAAAUUUGAUCUAUGCCCUGCCAACAAGCGGAGGGAAAACUUUAGUUGCUGAGCUGUUGAUGCUCAAAGAAGUUGUUGCUAAUAAAAAAAAUGCUAUAUUCGUACUUCCAUUCAUUGCAAUUGUACAAGAAAAAGCUCGUUCGUUGGCACCAUUUGCACUUGAGCUGGAUUUUCUCAUAGAGGAAUAUGCAGCUGGGAACGGAAAGUAUCCACCUCGUAAAAGAAGGAGGAAGAAUACGAUCUAUGUUUGUACAAUUGAGAAAGGAUUGGGUCUCAUCAAUAGCUUGAUAGAGAAGGAACGACUCUCUGAGGUCGGAAUGAUUGUCAUUGAUGAACUACAUUUAUUGGGGGAAGAUGGUGGUAGAGGAGCCAUUCUAGAAAAUCUCUUGGCUAAAGUAAUGUGUUCCAAAAGCAAGCCCCAUAUCAUUGGAAUGAGCGCAACCAUAGGGAAUUUAAAUGAUAUAGCAAGCUUUUUAAAUGCGGAAGUCUACACAAAAGAUUUUAGGCCAGUGGAAUUGAAAGAAUACGUAAAAUGUGAGGACGAUAUUUGGUUAGUCAAUCUCAAAGAGGAAGAAAUUCUAACUGACCUCAAGAAAAUUAAUUAUUCUUAUUCUGAAGAAGCUACGAGACUUGACCCAGAUAAACUCGGGGGAUUGGUCAUGGACAUAGCACCACAAGACUCCUGCCUCAUAUUUUGUCCAACCCGUAAAAAUUGUGAGAAUGUAGCUAUGCUGUUGACCAAAGUUUUGUUUAGAUCUAUACAGGAACACAGAGUGAAAGAAAAAUUCAUUUUGAUGAAAGCACUCUCAGCUGAAGGUAUGAUAUGUGAGGUACUGAGCAAAACAAUACCUUUCGGCGUAGCUUACCAUCAUUCAGGAUUGAUGUCAGAAGAACGACGUUUGCUUGAAGAAGCUUUCCGUUCUGGAAUACUCUGUGUGAUUUGUUGCACCUCAACCCUGGCUGCUGGCGUCAAUUUACCAGCUCGUCGGGUCAUACUGAGGCACCCAUAUAUUGGACAUCAAUUCCUGAACUUAAGCCGAUAUAAACAAAUGAUUGGAAGAGCUGGACGGGCAGGUAUGAAAGAUGUUGGAGAAAGCAUACUGAUUUGUAAAACUAACGAGAUUCCUAAGGUCAAAGAGUUGUUAACUUCUAAAAUGGACGAUUGCAUUAGUACGAUGCAUACUCACGAAGACAGAGGAAUAAAUAACUUUAUCUUGAGUAUGAUUUUACUUAAUAUGGCAACAACUAGGUCAGAUUUGCAUAAAAUUGUCGAAAAGACAUUACUUGGUAUACAACAGAACAAGCUAGACCUUAGUAUAAAAAAAGUAGCGGACAACGCAAUUUCCAGGCUAAUGAAAUCUGGUGUUAUUCGAGUAAAACAAGUCACAGAUUACAGCGAUAUUGCUCCUAAUAUAACUGUUGUUACAACGCAACACAAUCUCAGUACAGCACAGGAAUCACCUCGAACUGGCAAAAGAAUUAUAAAAAUUAAUAGUGAAACCAAAUUGGAAGUAUGUAAACUAGGAAGAGCGGCUAUGAAAGGAUGCGUUGAGUUGAGUCGAGCUCAUUUGCUCUACAAGGAUUUAAAAACUGCCCAAAACCAGCUGGUCCUGCUAGAUUGUCUGCACCUUUUGUAUCUUGUGACUCCAUAUGAUCUUAUCGACCAAGUGAAACCAUCAGGCAAUGUGUACUAUAAUGUGGUGUGUGGCUUAUCUCGUGUACAGAUGGCAACGGCAAGAGUUUUAGGGAUCAAUGAAACGGUAGCGGCCAAGCUGAGAGUUGGGAUGAUUCCAAAGAACAUCGAUCAAAGAGUGGUAACUAGGUUUUAUUUGACCCUAAUGCUCAACGAAUUAUGGAAUCAGCAAUCCAUUCAUUUUGUUUCGACAAAGUAUCAAGUCAAUCGAGGAAUAGUACAGAAUCUAAUGAGCGCCUCUGCCUCUUUUGCAUCAUGCGUCGAACGGUUCUGUGAAGAAUUGGACGAAUUUUGGGCAUUCAGAGAUCUGUUACACAGUUUUGGUAAACGACUGUCACACUGCUGUGCUGCAGAACUUGAACCACUAAUGGAGCUUCCAGCCGUCAAAAUAGGACGAGCACGGCAGUUGUUCAAUGCCGGAUAUAAGACCCUGCAAAUGACAGCACUGGCUGAGCCUAUGGAAAUGUGUGAAAAGAUUGAAAACAUGCCGAUGCGUAUUGCUAUCCAGAUUAUAGCUGCUGCAAAACUAUUAUUAUUGGAAAAAGUGGAGAAUCUGAGGGAUGAGGCAGCUGACGUUUUGGAAGGCAUCGAUCUAUCAAGUUUUCAUUAGUCGUAAGAUUCCAGUACAGUUAUUUUGGCUCGGACGAAGCUAAGGAUAUAACGAUUUUUCUAAGGAUAUAACGAAAAUCACGUAGUGAUUCAAUGACUGUGAUGUGGUAUUCAUAAAAAAAAUUGUUGUUUAAUUUGUUAAUGUACAUAUCAAAAACGUAUCGUACCGUUGAGUACGAAGUGGAUAGCCCGUUAUUUUUUUUUUAGUUACUUCGAAAGAUCGAAAAUAAUUCGAGAUUAUUUCUUUCGUGAAUUGGGCAAUUUUACUGUUAUUUUAUUAAGCGAAAACCCAUAUUCAAUGUGUUUUCAGAAUUGAAUCUCAUUCACAGUUCACCAAGAUGUUUCGAAGCAAAUAUAUAUUUUUCUACAGUUA